This is a messenger RNA of Monomorium pharaonis (pharaoh ant), 2062 nucleotides long. RefSeq names its product elongator complex protein 4 (gene Elp4). The coding region runs from base 352 to 1491 and encodes 379 amino acids. Gene Ontology annotation, cellular component: cytoplasm; transcription elongation factor complex; elongator holoenzyme complex. Lineage: Eukaryota; Metazoa; Arthropoda; Insecta; Hymenoptera; Formicidae. The record is from RefSeq and is a predicted model, not a curated record. Gene Ontology annotation, biological process: tRNA wobble uridine modification. The transcript is spliced from 5 exons.
UGGACGGAAUGGGAGGUUAACUCGACUGCGAGUGCUUGAGAACAUUUCCUGCUUCGUUAUUCCGGAAUACACGCAUACAAUUGCAAGAAAUUUACUGGCCUAUUUAGACUGUUUUCUAUCAUUUUGUAUAAUUGUCUGCGACGUGAACCGUUAAUUUGAAUUUAUGUGAGGGACGUGUGUCGGCAUAAGACAAGUUGCGUUUCGAACAUUUACCCGGUAAGAUGUAUAAUUCGACUACUGUGGCAUAAUCCGUCGUGUUAUUCGGAAAGAUCAAUCCUGAAAAGAGUCGCCCAAAGUAUUUUCGAUCGACCAGGCAGCGAAUUUUCAAAGUCUUUUAGAAGCCUUACGCACAUGGCGAACGAUGCAGAAAGGAAUUUGAGUGGAAACAAACUUAAAACUAAACUGCCAACGAUACCAGGCACGAGACCUUCCUUACGAAAUUCACAGUUGCUUAUUUCAACGGGGAUACCUUCCUUAGACAGUACGAUAGGUGGAGGUUUACCUAUUGGCUCAAUAUUUUUAAUUGAGGAGGACAAGUAUGGUUUCUACGGUAAAAUUGUAAUAAAAUAUUUUAUGGCGGAGGGAAUAGUGGUGUCUCAGCCUGUACUGAUUGCAUCUCAAGAUGUCCAGCCUUCCCAACUUGUAUCAGGAUUGCCUGCAGUUGUAGAUGACUCAGACUCAGAGAAACGUACAAAGACUGUAGAUAAUGCAAACGAGCCAAUGAAAAUAGCUUGGCGAUAUCAGAAUAUGAAGUUAUUAGAUCCAACUCCUACAGGGGAUCAGGUAUUCGGUCAUUAUUACAAUCUUACAAAACCGAUGCAACAGGAUGUCUUAGAAUGUGCUGACAUAAAACAAUGGCAAUAUAAUGAAGAAGGAACACUGGAUGAAAAUAGUAUAUUUAAGAAUGCUGCAUAUGCUGACUUGUUAUAUACCAUAGAAAAAAUCUUACGCAAUCAAAAAUAUUAUCUCUCUCAAGCACCGGAUCAGAAAAAAAUUUUAAGAAUCGCGAUUCAUUCUUUGGGAUCAAGAUUAUGGCUGAGCGACACAAAAGAAGAUUCAAAUUGUGAUCUGUUAAAAUUUUUAUAUUGCUUCAGAGCGCUUUUAAGGAAUUCUUAUGCGGUCGGCGUAAUAACAAUACCAGUUACUAAUUUCGACAACACUGAUAGCAUUAUUGAAAGAAUUGAACAUUUGUCAGAUAUAGCGAUUGGAUUAGAAUCGUUUGCAGGGUCCGCAAAAGAGCUCAAUCCAUUGUUUAAAGAUUAUCACGGUCUUUUGCACAUUAAGAAAUUGUGUGCAUUAAAUGGUUUGUCACACGGCAGCACGCAACACAAAGAUCUAGCGUUUAAAUUACGCCGUAAAAAAUUUCUCAUAGAAAUUUUACAUUUGCCGCCCGAGUUUGAGGAUACAUCACAACGAGAACAAGAUGAGUUAGUAACAUCCGGUAUAGGAUGCACGAGUGCUGGAUCUCGCAAAAGUACACUUGAUUUUUAAAUUAUAAACAUACGAAAUUAAAUAUAUAAUAAUUUUAAUAUAUAUUUUUAAUGACAAAAUUAAAUGUUUAUUUUUUAAAAAUAGAGUUUAUUAUUUUAAUUAAAGUUCUUAUACUCUUUAUACUUACUUGAUCCUUUAUAAGAUAUUCUAAAUUUACUAUUUUGGAAUAUAGCUUGCAAUUUUGUUUCUAAAGUGGUAAACGAGCAAGUGGUAAACCAGAAUUUUUAGCGUACGCUUAGGUCACGCCUAUCUCGUUUAACGGGAAGUGCAUGGUGUGGCGGUUGAAUUAAUAUAGAGAAGAGGAGAUAGGCUUCGUGAACACUUACAAUAAUGCGCAUAAAGUAUCUUUUUGCGUUGUGUUAGACUGUUUAUAGGCUCAACUUACAAGUUUGUUUAUAUCAUAGAAAUAUAAUUUUUUAUGGGAGAUUCCUGUAACGAAUUUGGAAUUUCCUGAAGAUAACCAUUUACUACACAAUUAAUAUCUGUAAGAAAAACGAAACAGUAAAACACUUUCACAAUAUUGUAACGUUUUUCAAUAAAUUGAAGAUAUUUCUAUACAAAUAUAAAACAA